GCGGAGCCUGUUCGAGGGCGAGGUCGGCGCUCAUCUUGGGAUGGAUGGGCGGAAGAUGGAUCCUGGCAAGGCAGCUGGGAGGAGAAUGAGAAUUGGAGCCGAGUGGGCUCCAGCCUGGGGAGUCCUGAUCGGAGUGAUGGUUGGGAAUACAAAGGCUUUCGCCGAGGCAAUGGCCGUCGCGGUGGCUACGGUGAGUACGAGAAUUGGAGCUGGAAGGACGGCUAUGGCAAGGCGGAGGACGAGACCGAAGAGGACCGCCCUAGCUGGCGGAAUUGGGAGGCCAGCUAUGUGGGCAAGGAGGCGACACCGAGGGCGUCGUCCUGGAAUUCCUCGGAGGACGGGGAGCGAGCGUCGACGGUGAAGGUCGUCGGCGAGGAAGGUGAGAAGAAGACGACGGGCAAGGUCAGCAGCUCGUACCCCCCGGUCUUCAAGGCGAAGCCUGGCGAGAGUUUCAUCGAGUGGAAAAGGAGCGUGGAGUUUUGGAUUGGAGGAGAGGGCGGUCAGCUUCCGGCUGAGUUGGUGGGGCCCCGGAUGAUGGUGCAGUUGAAGGAGAGAGCAGCCCAGUUGGUGAAGCACCUCACCAACGACGACGUGAACAAGGCGGGCGGCAAGGACGUCAUCCUGGCGGCCCUCGAGAAAUCUCCUCUGAUCCGGCAGCUUGACAAGCACCGAGUGGACGAGCACAGGCGACGCAUGAUGAGCUUGAAUAGAGCGCCGGGAGAAUCGAUGGAAAGCUACGUGACGCGGGCCUCGAUCUACAGGACCCACUUGAUGGCGAUGGACGCAAGCAUGACUAUGGGUGAGGCCUUCUACGUAGGCCACUUGGUGGACCACGCUCACUUGACGCGGCGGGACCGCGCCAUGGUCAAGACUAAGGCUGGCAGUGAGACCGACGAGUUCCUGGUGACCAACGCUUUGAUCGAGCUGGCGAGUGAAUUGGAAGGGGAGAGUGGAUACCCCAUCGGGGCGUCGGAACCCAAUGCUGCCAAGAAUGGGGUGGAAUGGCUUCUGCAGCGAGGCGAGGGGAGACUGGGGCGCUUGACCCCGAACAAGCCUCCGCGUGGGGUCUUUGCGGCUGAGCAAGGAUUCCAGGAUGUCGGUCACGACGAUGGGGAGAGCCGGCCGGAAGAGUACGGCGAGGAGUCCAUGGACGAUGACCUCCCCCCCGAGCUCGAGGCGGUGGUCAACGAGGCGUUCGGGAUCCAGCACCGGGCCAAGCAGAAGAUCGCCGAGGUUCGCAAGUUACGGCAGUAUUAUAAGAAGCCGGAUCCCGAGGAACGCCGCCGAGCUUUGGCCGAGCAAAUGCAGAAGCAUCCUUGUCAUGCUUGCGGGCAGUAUGGACAUUGGAGCAGAGAGUGCCCAAAUCCGAAGCCGAGGGCGGCCAUGACGAGUGCGACUGCUGGGCCACAGGCCGUCUUGGCGGCUACUUCCCGGAAGGGCGUUCCGGCUGUCUUGGACUCGGUCAAGGAAGAGGAUGAGUGCCACCCUGUCAAUGAGAUCAUGUGGUCAGUGAAGGAUUUAGCUUCAAUCAGUGAGAUCAUGUGGUCUAUGAAGGAUUUAGCCUACAAGGUGGAGGGUCGCUGGUGCAAAGUCAUGGAGGAGCGAGAGGCCUUCAAGUUUGGGGAUGGCGAGAUUUUACAUAGGCAGGAAACUGGUCACUACACGAUGUCGGUUGAUGAGUGUGACAGUGGCUGUGCGCAACUUCCUGAAGACUAUGUUCUGCCUUCCUACCAAGACAUUGCACCUGUGAAUGCCGAGAUUUUGGGUGCUCAAGUGGACUCGGACGACGACAGCUUCGUCAUGACCUUCAACAAGGAGACCACGAAGGACAUGGAGCUCGAUGCGGGGGACGACAGGGACAGGUUGAGGAAGCCUUCUCAGCCCCGGGGAGCACGGCCCAAGUCGGCAGCGGCAUCCACCUCCACGCCGAAGACCAAGGCCAAGGACGAGGAGGCGGCCGAGUUCAUGGCGGGUGGCCUGACGCCCGAGGAGACGGCCAUGAUCCAGAAGCGACGGGAGAAACAAGCGGCCUCCCGGGCCAAAGCACAGGACCGCAAGGCUCUGACGGGCGAGCUGGCGGACUAUCCGUCGUUGAGCCACUGCUGGAGCGAGGAGCUGGGGCUGAACAUUGCCGGGGCCACAGCCAGUCGGAUGCGCACGUGGUGUUGGAAGAAGCUGGUGUGGAUGGUGAGGAUCAAGUCGGCGGUGGAGCGCGAUGGAGACAGGAGGUGGAAGAGGAACCGGCGUUGGCUAGCAGCCCUCCUCGGGAAGGAGGCUGAUGUGAGAGUGGGGCCGCGGCGGCCCAACCGGGGGUUGACCCAGCGGCUGAAGCGGGGCGUGCAAGAGGGCUUGGAGGUGAUCCGCCAGGUCAAGGAGGUCGCUAGUGACGAUGGCAAGUGGGUCCUCCUUGAGGUCUUUGCGGGCACGGCGCAGUUGUCGAGGCGGGCGGCCCAGCGACCAAGGUGGAGAGUGUUGGAGCCCAUUGACCUCAACACGGGCUGGGAUUUGCGGGUCCCAGAGCAGCGUGAUCGGCUUCUCAAGUUGAUCGACGCUGCGAAGCCCGACUUGGUGACCCUUUCACCCCCAAGUGGACCGUGGAGCACGUGGGAGCCGUUGUGCGAGGAUGCCGACGGGUUCUACGAACGGCGGCGGGCACAACUGCCACUCUGGCAGCUUGCUGGGGAGGCCUGGGAGCGGCAAGUGAUCAGCAAGCGGCUUGUGAUCUUGGAGCAACCAGUACAGUCCAGGGCGUUUGAGCUUCAGUGGAUGGUGGAGCGGGAGGAAGUUAUCCGGGCUGUGGUUCAUCAAUGUGCUUUUGGAUUGCGGGACCCAGAAACCCUGAGACCCUAUCACAAGCCCACCAUCCUCGAGGUCAACAACUCCGUGCUUGCCCGCAACCUGAUGAAGCAGGCCUACUGCACGCACAAGCCGGUGGAGCACCAGGUGAUCAAAGGUGAAUGCCGUGAUGGCCCCGGCUUUCGAAAAAGGUCGCAAGUGGCGGCCGAGUGGACUCCUCGGUUCUGCGAUCAUGUGCUCGAUGCGGCGGAGGACACAUUGUUACGGAGGACCCCGGAGGCGGGAAAUUGGUCACUCGCGGCGGAGACGACAGGACCUCAAUGGGAGGCGGCGCCGGUAUCCAGCGGCGGGAAUGUCGAGGAGAACCUCCGCGAACAAUUGAGCAAGAAUGCCAUGACCGGCAGCCGCUACGAUUACAUCUCCUUUGAAGGGGAGGAGGCACAGCAGCCGCGGCGAUUGCGGGCUAUGGUGGCACAUGUGCAUGUGACAUUGGGCCACCUGUCCAAUGAUCGCUUGGCCCGCAUGUUUGUGUUGAGUGGAGCCCAGAAAGGGGUGAUCGCCUUGGCCAAGUCCCUCAGAUGCCAAAUCUGUGCGAUGGUGCGACCUCCCGGGCAACAACCUAAGGUGUCCUACCGCAAACCCAAGCAGUUCAACGAGCGCAUCUCCGGGGACACCUUCUACGUGUGGGACAUUGAGAACAAGAGAUUCGCGGUGACGCACUUCAUCGACGGCCUCACGGACUAUCACAUCGGCGACCUGACGGAGAAUCCGGACUCCAACUUUGCCCGUGAGGUGCUCACGGACCUGUGGUAUGCCGUCUUUGGGCCGCCAGAUGUGUUGUUGACCGACGGAGGUAUGGAGUUCCGGGGUUCAGUUGAGGCUUUGAACGAUUUGUUUGGUGUUCUACACGAGGUGGUGCCGGAGGGUGCCAAGUGGCGCAUGGGCCAAGCCGAGCGCCACGGGGCUGUGAUCAAACUGAUGAUGAUGCGGAUGGUCCGGGAGCUCAACCUGAAGGGCUUUGCGGAGAUGCGGCGAGCAGCGCUGUCGGCCUUUGUGGCCAAGAACAGGACUUGCAACAAUGGGGGAGUGUCCCCCAUGCAGGCUGUGACUGGCAGGAACACCAUGCUGCCGGGAGCCAUCAUGGACCAGAUCACCUCGGGGCGAGUCCGUUUUCGCUUCAAUGAGGCGGCCACCAAGAAUGAGGCAGUGGCCCGGGCGGAGAGGAUUCGGGCCGGCGCGGUGGAGUCAUUUCACUGGCUGGACGCCCAUCAGGCGCUGCGGAAGGCGUUGGCAUCCAAGUCGAAGCCACCGGACAUUGAGGGCAUCAAGGAGGGCACCGUGGUCUAUGUGUACGAGCCUCCACCUUCAAGACGAGGCCUGGCGCGAAGGCUGCAGGACAACCUGAGCUGGGCUGGCCCUGGUGUUGUCGUGUGCGUGGAGAAGGACGACAACAUCCCGAAGAGGCUGUGGAUCCGGCUUCGAGGCAAGGUCAAAGCCUACCCUCUGGAGAAGGUGCGCCUGGCUACCGCGGAUGAGGCGACCAGUGCCCAGUUCAUCACUGAUGCUUUGCAGGAGGUGGAGGCCGAGCUCAAGGGUGGCAACAUUACCGUGGAGGGAGAUGCGCCAGCAGUGGAGGCCGGCGCUCCUGUGCCGGAAACUGCCGAGGCACCGGCAAACUCCGAUUCCUCGUCCUCAAGUUCGACCUCGGAUGCCCCCGAUGAGCCAGACGGCGGGGUUGGAGACGAGGAGGAGGGGGAGGACCGCCGCGCCAAACGUGCUAAGCUCCUGGAAGAUCUGCCUUGGUCGGUGAAGAGAACGUUUGCAGAGCGACGGCGGCGUGAAGAGGAAGAGGGCAUGGACCCUCACCAGCUGGACUUCCACAAGAAGCAGCGGCUCUUCGAGAAGUUGUCGAAACAGUUCGGGGCGCCCACAAAGUUGCAGGAGGCGGAUCUGCGAAACCAAAUGGAGAAAGCCUAUGCCAAGGUUCGUGCGGUCCGCAAGGUGAUCAGGACCAAGAAGAAGGAGGUGCCCACUGGGAGUCGGCAAGCCCGAGGGGUUGGCCGGGGAACCGCGGAGGUGGAAGUCCUGGCGAUGGAGUGCGAUGUUCCUCUCGUGGGGCUCAAGGACGGCGAGCUCGAGGCCAUGAUCCACGACACGAUGGGACACUGGACUUUGUGGACGGGGACCUCUUCGGGAGCAGGCGUUCAGGAGAUCCUUGAAGUGAGCGGAGAAAUUCGCCGCACCGAGAUGGAAGGGGUCACUGAGGUGGUGACCGGCCGGGCUCGCGCCGAAUACAAGUGGGGCGAAUUGGACGCCAGUUGGAAGGAAGCCUACGUCGAGCCCCUGAAGAAGGCCAUCCAGGUGUACGUGGAUCACUCCGGGAUUCGCGGAGUGCCUCAAGGACAAAUGGUGGACCCUGCGCGGAUUCUUGGCUCGCGCUUCGUCCUUACGAACAAAGGGGGCGAGACUCUGGGCGAUGCUGAACUACGUGCCCGGUGGAUCUUUGGAGGCCACCGUGAUCCGGAUGCUGGGUUGUAUGCGACCUCGUCUCCAACGGCGAGCCUGCUGGGCCACAACUUGAUCAACUUCGUGGCGGUGCAGAAGCGGUGGGUCGUGCACUACGAAGAUGUGAGCGCGGCUUUCCUGCAGGGCAAGGAACUUCCCCGGCAGGAGAAGAUCUACGUGAAGGUGCCCAAAGGAUACCCGGACGCCGUGAUCAAGCACUUGGUGGAGCAGCUCGGCAAGGACUGUCGGGCAGAUCUGGUGGAGCUGACCAAGGCGGGCUUUGGGCUUCCGGAGUCGCCGCGACUCUGGUACCUGGAGUACAAGGACUGCAUCCAGGACCUGGGAUUGGAGGAGAUGAAGUUAAUUCCCGGGGUGUUCCGGGCGUUCCACCCACCUCCUCGGCGGGACCUCCGAGCCAUGGCUAGCAUCCAUGUCGAUGACACCAGGUUCGCUGGCGAUGAGACUUCCGGUGAAAUUUGGGAUCGCCUCCGGGAGCGCUUGAAGUUUGGGAAGCAUCGCCAGGCGACCGAGGGAUGGGUUAAGUUCUGUGGCCGGUGGGAACGACAAGAUCCUCACACCCUCGAGAUGGAAUACUCCAUGGAUGAGUACGUGAAGAAUAUCCCUUUGGCUAAGGUUCCGAUGGCAACAGGCAUGGAGACCGGCGGGACAGACCACACCACAACAUCCCCCUCGACAUCUUCAUCAUCGACUACUUCCUCAGCGCCCGGAGCAUCAGCGACGUCAGGAACUAGCGGGGCAAACCACACGACAUUCCCAUCGACAUCGACAUCAUCGACUACGGGGUCAGGGCCGGGAGCAGGUGUAUGCGGGGCAGACCACACAACAUCCCCAUCGACAUCUACAUCAUCGACUACGCGGUCUCUAGGACAAGAUGUCGAACAGGAGGUAGCGUUCUGGGAUCAUCUACAGCGACGAGUGGUUCAUGGCGAGGACGAUGAACAGCUCUCCGAACAGGAGAAGAAGGUCAUCAGCUCCAUUGUGGGGCAAUUGAAUUGGGCGGCCCGCCAGGGGAGGUAUGACUUGUCCUAUGGGGCGUCCCUCGUGCAGCAGCUAUCCGGACAUGGCCGUCGGGACGCUCUUCGCUGGCUCAACUUGGGGGUGAAGCGAGCUCAGGAGCCCUUGAACUUCAAGGUUCGAAACCUCGGGUGUGCUAUCGAGGAUGUGCUGGUGGUCUCUGUCAGUGAUGCGGCCUACGGCGCGAUGCCCGGUGGACACUCUCAAGGGGGGAACCUCGUGCUCUUCGCGAAUCCCGAGGUGCUCUCUGGAGUGGGCCGCAUAUGCAUCCUGGAGGGCAACAGCACCAAGAUUCACCGCGUGGUCAGAUGUUCCAUGUCAGCGGAAAUUUCUUCGAUGACCACCUCUUAUGAGCAUGGAGACUUUGUGCGGGCCGCCUUUGUGGAGUUGGUGUGCCCCGACUUCAAGUUGGCCGACUGGAAACGAUAUGUAUCCCGCUGGCGCCACGUUUUGACCACGGAUGCGAAGACCGGCUAUGAUGCGAUAUCCAGUGAGGCCAUGCCGGCCGACAGAAAGAUUGCCAUCGAUGUGGCGGUGUUGCGCCAGGCAGUCCUCGAGGAGAACUCGGGCGCGUUCGUCAGGUAG
Messenger RNA from Symbiodinium sp. CCMP2592, 6921 nucleotides. Lineage: Eukaryota; Dinophyceae; Suessiales; Symbiodiniaceae. The record is from the annotation of a GenBank genome assembly.